AUGCUGGUUGUUACGUGUUCUUGGACCAGUCCCCUCAGCACAACGUCAUUUCUCUGGAGUGGUUGCCCAUUCCAAAAUGCUUCGUUUACCAUCCUUGUUCGAGUUAUUGAAACGGACAUGCUAGUGCUUCUCAACUAUGUCACCCAGCAUGAUUCGAGAUGCGUUUGGAACGAUUCCGUGUCUUUCGCAGGUGCUGAGCAGGUGUCCUUCUCGUUCUCGCUUGGUGAUCCCCGAAAUGGUUGGCAGAAUAUUACUCGAGAUGCCUUGGUGGAUGCGUCGCGAGCGUUGUCAAGCAUGAACGCAAGUAAGAAGAGAGAAGGCAAUGUUAUACUUCAUCCAGGAGACGUCAAGCUAGUGUCGAUAGGAUUUCGUGGUGCCGUGGUCGUGAAACAAAGAAUUGUGCAGGCUCGUAGCGCUCACUGGAAAUUCUUUUUGACAGCCGCUGACUGGUUGGCUUCAAAUCAAGAUAAUGAGGGUGGCUGGGCAGUUCCUGUAGAGCGAGCCAUUGCUGAACGUCGACUUGUGCUUGAUGCUGGCUGGUACUCAGCCAUGGCUCAGGGUCAUGCUCUUUCUCUUCUCACACGUGCUUACGCCGCAACAAAAAAUGCUACCUACCUUGCUGUUGCCAGCAAGGCUCUCGAUUUAUUUGAGAAGGAUGCUUCCGCAGGUGGUGUCCGUAAUAAACUAUUCGGGAAUGACUGGUAUGAAGAAUAUCCUACAUCUCCGGGCAGCUAUGUUCUAAACGGGUUCAUUUAUUCACUGAUCGGAUUGUACGACUUCAAAAAUGUCAAACUUGGUGAUGAAGCACUGGAAGAAGUUCGCCAUGGUGUUGAACGAGCUUCAAAGCUAUUCUCUACGGGUAUGGCUUCGCUUCGAGCUUUGCUACCCUCUCUAUGA
This is a messenger RNA of Ostertagia ostertagi, 897 nucleotides long. The record is from the annotation of a GenBank genome assembly. Lineage: Eukaryota; Metazoa; Nematoda; Chromadorea; Rhabditida; Trichostrongylidae.